Messenger RNA from Fonsecaea erecta, 1611 nucleotides. RefSeq lists its product as hypothetical. Lineage: Eukaryota; Fungi; Ascomycota; Eurotiomycetes; Chaetothyriales; Herpotrichiellaceae. Bases 1 to 1611 code for a protein of 536 amino acids. The transcript has 2 exons. Gene Ontology annotation, cellular component: cytoplasm; nucleus. The record is from RefSeq and is a predicted model, not a curated record. Gene Ontology annotation, biological process: regulation of mRNA stability. Gene Ontology annotation, molecular function: poly(A) binding.
AUGUCGACCAUCGCCCUCGAGACGCCGCUGGCCGAAGCGCUCAGCAGCGCUGUGCACUCCAAGAUUGUGGAAGAAGGCUGGACACAAGAUGAUGACACUUCGUUAGCCGAAUAUAUCGUUCUCAUGCUCGCCAACGGAAAGACCCAGAAUCAAAUUGCAUCAGAGCUUGCUGGCGAGCUAUUGCAGGACGCGAAGGGAACAACCGAGUUCGCGCAAUGGCUUUUCGAUCAAGUCAAUCUUCUGUCUGGAGGCGCGACCGCUGCUGAUGCGACGACAACAUCACACUCUUCAGAACAACCGGCGCAAGGCACUGCGCCCACGUCGCUAUCGUCAGGCACUACAGAGAAUGGAAACUCUUCAAUACCUGCCGCAUACGACAUGGAUAUGGUUGACAAUGCUCCUGAAAAUGCACCUCGAGGUCCCAAAGGUUUACACGGUGGCCGACCUGCUGGCAGGGGCGGGCGAGGCGGUGCAAUUAACAAAUCCGGCGAUUCAGCUCUACACCGAACCCGCGGCAACGACCGAAUAAACAGCCAUAGCAAUAUGCGCGGCGCGCCAAAAGGACCCCGCAACGUCCAGAGCAGAGAUGUGCGCCCUGGCAUGCAAAAGGCACUGAACAUGGGCAUGUCAGGUUCUGCUCAGGGGAUGCAGAACGCGAUGAUGAUGAACGGGGCACAACAAGGUCAAGGGAUGAUGCAGAUGACCCCGCAGCAACAGAUGGAAUUCAUGGCUAUGAUGGAACAACAGACUCGCAUGCUGGCACAGUUUACUGGAAUGAUGCCAGGAGCGGCGAACCCGGCCUUCUCACCAGGCACCAACCAGCCGAAUAAUAAUCAAGGCCGGUCCUUGUUUGAUAGAGUCGAACCUGGGCGAGGCCGCGGAGGUGGUCGGGGUCGGGGCCGAGGAGGUAACAGCCAGAAUGGCCAUAUCAAGUCGCCGGCGAAAACAAGCGACCAAGACACAGCCAUGGAAGGCGAUGGUCAGACGCCUGGCACCGAGACAGCCACGACAGAUGCACAGAUGACUGGCGAGAGUGAACGAAAGCCACAAGAUCCGUCCACCACCAUGUGCCACUUCAAUCUCCGCUGUACCAACAAAGAUUGCCCUUACGUCCACCAAUCUCCAGCGGCACCUGAGGGAACGAUUGUCGACAUGACCGAGACAUGCACGUUUGGUCCUGCCUGCAAGAACUCGAAGUGUGUUGGCAAACAUCCUUCGCCGGCGCAAGUCAGGGCAUUCCAGGCACAAGAGCUGUGCAAGUUCUUUCCGAACUGUACCAAGCUCAACUGCCCGUUCAAGCACCCGACCAUGCCCUUGUGCAAGUUCGGUGCCAACUGCAAGACUCCCAACUGCCCGUUCACACACUUGCAGGUACCCUGCCGCUUCAACCCGUGUACGAACCUGAGAUGUCCAUACAAGCAUGAACCGGGACAGCAAAAGACGACUAAUUUUGCCGAUUACACUUGGACACCGGAUAAGCAGACCGAACAGGACGCAACAAAGCAACAUGUCAGUGACAGGAAGUUUGUGGACGAUCAAGCUGGGGAGGAGGAACUCAUCAAGCCAGAGACGGGUACAGACACGCCGAUACGGGAGGAGGUCAUCACUUAG